This is a messenger RNA of Guillardia theta CCMP2712, 1170 nucleotides long. RefSeq lists its product as hypothetical. Gene Ontology annotation, molecular function: oxidoreductase activity. NCBI's taxonomy places the organism in Eukaryota, Cryptophyceae, Pyrenomonadales, Geminigeraceae. The record is from RefSeq and is a predicted model, not a curated record. The transcript is spliced from 14 exons. The coding region runs from base 1 to 1170 and encodes 389 amino acids.
AUGGAGUAUGUGAAGCUGGGGAACUCCGACCUCAAGGUCUCGCGCUGUUGCCUGGGAACCAUGACGUGGGGGCAACAAAAUACGAUGGAGGAGGGAGUGGAGCAACUAAACGUGGCGUUCGAUGAGUUUGGCGUGAACUUCAUCGACACUGCGGAGAUGUAUCCGAUCCCUGUCAAGGCAGAGACUCAAGGCGACACUGACAGGACCAUCGCUAAGUGGCUGAAGACGAAGAGGAGGGAGGAUGUGGUGUUGGCAACAAAAGUAGCGGGAUAUUCUGACAGGAUCACUUGGCUGCCUGGACGCGAUGGGAAGGGGAGCCGUGUGACCCGCAAGGAGAUCCUGACCAGCGUGGAUGAGAGUCUGAAGCGACUCAACACAGACUACAUUGAUCUCCUUCAGAUUCACUGGCCGGAUCGCCACAUGGGCAACCUCUUUGGGGCACCAGGAACGUAUGACAUCUCCAAAGUCUACGAGUCCGUCUCCUUCGAAGAGCAACUGCGGGCUUUCGACGAGCUGAUUCGACAGGGCAAGGUCAGAUACAUGGGAGUCUCCAACGAGUCGCCGUUCGGCGUCAUGAACUUUCACUUCUUGUCGAAGCAGCUGAAUCUUCCCCAAGUCGUCUCCAUCCAGAACUCUUACUCGCUCCUGAACCGUGUCGACUUCGAGACGGACCUUGACGAGGUCUGUGCCCCCAACAACUGCAACGUGGGACUUCUCGCCUACAGCCCUCUCGCAGGAGGAAUCCUGAGCGGCAAGUACACGGACAGCGCUGACCCUGAGGAGUCCAAGAAGUGGAGGCUGAAUCUGUUCGAAGGGUACAUGGCUCGCUUCAUGCAGUCCUCUGCUAAGAAGGCUGCGGACGAGUACGCUGCUCUUGCGAAGAAGUUCGGCAUGACGCCGUCAGAGCUUGCUCUUGCCUUCACCAACUCUCGCCCCUUCGUCGCCAGCACCAUCAUCGGCGCUACUACCCUGAAGCAGCUGCGAGAAAACAUUGGCGCCUUCUCCAUGGACUGGAACGAGGAGCUGGAGAAAGAGAUCGACAAGAUUUUCCGUGUGCACAAGGACCCAGCCAAGAAUCCCUUCCAGGACCCGCAGAGCGCGGUCGGGCAGCCAGUCUGGCAUCCUCGUGUUCCUACCGAGCAGGUCAAGGGCGUUGCAGUCAACAAGUGA